Messenger RNA from Camellia sinensis, 1451 nucleotides. RefSeq lists its product as uncharacterized. NCBI's taxonomy places the organism in Eukaryota, Viridiplantae, Streptophyta, Magnoliopsida, Ericales, Theaceae. The record is from RefSeq and is a predicted model, not a curated record.
AUACUGUAUAUUUUACCACUUACAAGCAUGUUUUUGCAUCUAUAAAUUAAUACACUUCAGUGAGUUAUCUUCAUUGUGGCAAGUGCAGAGAGAAAGAUGAAGAUUCUCAUGCUAAAAACUUUCUUUCUCAUUUUUCUCUUUGCUUUUCUAGGAACCCAAGCAAGAACUAUAUCAGAACAUGAACAUCCACGUGACAAAUUGAUGAAGAACAAUUGUGGAAGGACCUUCAGCCCAACAACAGUGUCUCUAGCAUCAUCAUCACGAAGCCAAGAGAUAAAAGGUGCCUCUCCUUGCAACAAAGAGAAUUCCUCCAACUUUGCAAAAAAGACUAAUUAUGAAAGAUCGUCAAAUCCACCACCUCCAUCUCCAAGUUCAUCACCACCAACCAAACAAAUAUCAAAGGCUUUUCCUCGUGGUGAAGAUCAUUCCUUCAAUUUUUUGGCAAGAAUGGAUCAGUAUGGAAGGACCUCAAGUCCACCACCGCCAUCGCCAACAUCAUCACCACCAACCCAACAGAUAUCAAGGGCCUUUCCUUGUGGCGAAGACCAUUUGUGCAAUUUUUUUGUAAGAUCUCAUUAUGGAAGGACUUCAAGUCCACCACCGCCAUCCCCAACAUCAUCACCACCAACUAAGGAGAUAUCAAAGGCUUUUCCUCGUGGCGAAGAGAAUUCUUGUAACUUUUUGGCAAGAAUGACUCAAUAUGGAAGGACCUCAAGACCACCUCCGCCGUCCCCAGCAUCAUCACCACCAACCCAAGAGAUAUCAAGGGCCUUUCCUUGUGGCGAAGGGCAUUUCUGCAACCUUUUGGCAAGAAUGACUCAAUAUGGAAGGACCUCAAGUCCACCACCGCCAUCCCCAACAUCGUCACCGCCAACCCAACAGAUAUCAAGGACCUCUAGUUGUCCUCCCGGGUAUCCUUGCAACGUCCUAAUCAUGACAACAAGCUAUGAACGGACCCCAAAUGCUCCACCUCCACCGCCAAAAGAAGCUCCGCCAAGCCAUCAAAUAACUAGGCUACCAAUGACUGACUACGGCAAGACAGCCACUCCACCACCUCCAUCUGCAAAGCCAUCAGCUCCGACCCACCAACUAUCAAGUAUUGGGCUGUUACUAAGAAAAUCGCCUCCAAAUUCCAACUUAGCUUCUAUCUGAAAUGAUUUUAAUUCAUGGAAGUACUAGGCAGAUAGUCUAUCUCAGUAUCUUUACUUGGCUUGUGAUAUUAAUUGAAGUGUGUGCCACUAGAACUAUAGAUUAGAGGGCAUAGAUCAGGUGAAUUAGUAAUCACUCAGUUGUGCCAAUGAAUAGAAUAUGUAUAUUCGGAAUAGUGAACUUGUAUAAUAUAUCAGAAAGGUAAUCGGCUUUUUAGUGCAGAGUGUGUUAUUAACUAUUGUAAGACUAGUCUUAUUGAAAUAAAAAAUGAAACCCAAUUUUCUGUUGGGCCAUUUUGUGAA